CAUGCUUGGGCCUGCCUGGCUGCCUCUCAGUUCCUCCGGCGCCUGCAGAGCCCUGCAGGGUGCAGACCCAGGCACACUGCCCACCCCCUCCCACCUUCCUUCCCCCCUCACACCCACACCAAGGAGGGGUCUCGCCAGGGGCCUGGCUGAGUGUGGGGCCAGCCCGGGGUCUCCGGACCCCACAGCAUGGAAGUGUCCUUCCGACUCCUGGCCUGCUUGGUGUGCGUCGUCCCGAUGGGAUCACUUGUGAGAACUAAGAGAGAUACCACUGGGAACUUGCUCAACACAGAGAUGAACAGUGCGCCCGCCCAGCGCUGGUCCAUGCAGGUGCCGGCCGAGGUGAGCGGGACGGCGGGCGAGGCCGCGGUGCUGCCCUGCACCUUCACGCACCCGCACCGCCACUACGACGGGCCGCUCACGGCCAUCUGGCGCGCGGGCGAGCCGUUCGCCGGCCCGCAGGUGUUCCGCUGCGCCGCGGCGCGGGGCAGCGAGCUGUGCCAGACGGCGCUCAGCCUGCACGGCCGCUUCCGGCUGCUCGGCAACCCGCGCCGCAACGACCUGUCGCUGCGCAUCGAGCGCCUCGCGCUGGCCGACGACGGCCGCUACUUCUGCCGCGUCGAGUUCGCGGGCGACGUCCACGACCGCUACGAGAGCCGCCAGGGCGUCCGGCUCCGCGUGACGGCCGCUCCGCGGAUCGUCAACAUCUCUGUGCUGCCAGGCCCGGGGCACGCCUUCCACGCGCUCUGCACGGCUGAAGGGGAGCCAUCGCCCGCCCUCACCUGGUCCGGCCCGGCCCUGGGCGACGGCUUGGCCGCCACUCGGAGCCCAGGUCAUGAUCCCGGCCACCAGGUGACCGCCGAGCUGCCGGCGCUGGCCCACGACGGCCGCUACACGUGUACGGCCUCCAACAGCCUGGGCCGCGCCGAAGCCAGUGUCUACUUGUUUCGUUUCCACGGCGCCUCCAGGGCCUCGACGACCGCCCUUCUGCUCGGAGCACUCGGCCUCAAGGCGUUGCUGCUGCUCGGUGUUCUGGGCGUUCGGGCCGCGGCCCAUCAUCGCCUAGAGCACCCAGUCACCCCGGACGCUCCGCCGAGGCCUCAGGCUCAGGAGUCCAAUUAUGAAAAUUUGAACCAGAUGAACCCCCGGGGCCCACCAGCACCUGUGUGUUCACCGUGAGGAGCCCACUGGCCACCUGCAUCCACUGGUUACCGCGAGGAACAAAGGCCAACAGGAGGCUUGGCUGGGACGGCCCUUCCUGGCUCCCGGGCACUGUAACAGCCCCAGCCCAGCGACACCCGGAGGUCAGGACCACGCUCACAGAGGCUCAGAGGUCUCCCGUAUGGACUUCGGUCUUCGAGCCCCAGCAAUAUUUCUCUCUAUGGGGCAGCAGUUUGAAAGUGUGUGUAUGUGUGUGUGUGUGCACAUGUGUGCACAGGAACCCAAGUGUGACCCUUCUGGAAAGCUCUUUUCACCUUUUCUUACUUAGAACAGAGCAAAGCAGGCAGGACAGUGGUCAGAGGGGUCUCCAGGCCCCGGCUCCAUCUGGGUUCUGUCACUGACUUGCUAUGGGGGCCAAGGCACUUUUUCACUUCUCUGUUGAACUUGUCUACUAUCGAACACGGACAGUUUUAUUCUUCCCUCCCGGCUUAGGGGCUCUCAGGGUCUGAGCACAAAGUGGACGUGGAAGGGCUUUGGGCAGUACAAGGCCGUCCACAGGCAUGAGCAGGGUUACAGGCUCCUCCUUGCAGAGCCGCCCUGGACCAGUGUAGCCCCCCGGCCCCAGCCCCGCUGAGAGUGAGGAGUCCAGAGAGCAAGCCCGGGGCUGGGCCAUGCCGCCCUGCAGUCCCAGGAACCUUGACUCAGCGGCGAGGACAAGUCCAGUGUUCCCUCACCCUGGGGUCUCCUCUGCGACUGCCCACACUCUGCCCACCUCUCACCCCGUCGGCUGCUCUGCCCUGCCUUCAGCUGGGACCUCUGGGAAGAGGAAACAAAACACUCAUCAUCUCAAAGCAUCUGAAAAUUCACUGUCCUUAAGGACCACAAGCCGGGAGGUGUGAGGACAGUCUGGGCCACAGGGGGUCCGUGGGUAAAGCAGCCGCAGCUCUGACCACCCUCCGCCUGCUUCUUCCUUGGAUGUGCACCAGCCAGAAGCCCCACGAGUUUCCCACUUGUCCGAGUGCUGCCAGGCUGCCUCCGGGCCAUGGCCUUCCAUCCUCACGCUGGAUCGUUUUAGCUCCUGCAGUCGUUGGGGACAGGUCCCAAGCAUGCUUGGGACCAGGACAAGCUGGUGAGAGAAAAGGGCCACAGAGAUGGGGGACUCUAGAGGCAGCAGAAACUCACUUUCUUUCCUCCAGAACUUUUCCAGAAGCUGCAGUGGCAGCUGGGGUCCUCUGGGGUGAGCACGGGGUCCUUUCUGAUGUUUUCUGCAGAGAUGGCGCAAAGGCUGAAGGGUCUUCACAUGUUAACAAGCAGGGUAGGGGGUUAGGAGGUUCCUCCCCUCCUCCUGGAGCCAUCGCCAGAGUAAAAGGGUGAUGGUGGCUCACGGUUAACUCAGGACCCAUCGGGAGCCUGUCUGACUUAGAGCGUCUGCCUGGUCUUUGAGGCUAGUUCCACAGCCAAGAAAAAGUGAUAGGAAUUGUAUCAUAUGCAUUGUUUUGUGCUAGCAGUUGGGCCAGGUGUUUGGGGAUAUAGAAGUGAGUAAGGCUGGGCUAGGUCAUGCUGCAUUAACAAACCCCAGUCACAGUGACUGGAGCAGUUAGGUUUCUUCUCUUCAAAGUUGCCUGCUUGGCACAGAUCAUCAAGAGGCUGUGUAUAUUGUACUUACUCAGGGACCCAGCCUCCCAGGGGCCCACCCUCUCUAAUGUGCAUUGCUGGGUUGGAUUAAAAAAAAAAUCUCCAGAAGGUCUUCCACUUGGGAUCAUAGUUCAUUGGCCAGAACUAGCCAGUGGGGAGGUCCCACUCCCCUCCAGGGGCUGAGCAGUGGGACCCUUCACCAUACCUAGAAGGAGGGAAGCCAGAGCCUUUGGGAACAGCCCUGAGGAUUCCACAGGGGGACUCUUUAGGGGUUCUCAUGCUUGUGAGCAACACAGACCAGUAAGUGGGAAUCUCAUAAGGGCAUCAGUCUGCUGGGGGUUCUGUAGGAGCGCCUAAAAAGGGGUGACUGACCCAGUCUUCCUGGAGGAGGGGACGUGGAGAUGGUACACAUCGGCCAUGUAAAUGGGGGAGAAUGGAGAUUGGGAGGUGAGGGGGAAAAAAAAUCCAGAAGGGACAUUCUGAGUGAAGGCCAGGAGGUGGGACGCAGCAUGCUGUCUAAGCAGUUUAAGUUGUUGGAGUGCGGGGCAGAGGCAGUGUGUCUGGAGCCGAGGCUGCAGCGUGGAGGCUCCUGAGCACAGAGGGUGCUGCCCCAGCAAGAAUGAGCAGCUGAGCCUGGGUUUCUACCUUUGGACCGAGCAGCGUUUUCCCGAUGGCUUCCAAGGAUCAGCUGCAUCAGGGACACCUGGGGAGCUUGUUCAACUCAUUCUCAGCACCCCCUGGACCCCCCAAAUCACAGGGUCUAUGAAGGCAGGGUCUAUAGACAAAAUAUCUGGGGGAUUUUGGCCCUAACUUUGUAAUAUGAUCAUUUUCAAACACACACACACAAACUGAUCACCCAGAUACCCACCACUUACAUUCAACACUUACUAACAUUUUGCCGUAUUAGUUUAAUGCGUGUGUGUGUGUGUGUGUGUGUGUGCGCACGCACGCGUGUGUAUUUGGCUGAACCAUUCGAGAGUGAAUUGCGGACAUCACAGUACUUGACCCUUAAACAUCUCAGCUGUGUCUCCUGAGAACAAGUGCUGUCUCCGCCAUAACCUCAAGGCCGUUAUGACAUUUGAGAAAAUUAACAAUAAUUUAAUAGUAUCGUAUCACCCACA
This is a messenger RNA of Cervus elaphus (red deer), 3914 nucleotides long. It is a transcript of the gene SIGLEC15, whose product is annotated as sialic acid binding Ig like lectin 15. The record is from RefSeq and is a predicted model, not a curated record. Gene Ontology annotation, cellular component: plasma membrane. NCBI's taxonomy places the organism in Eukaryota, Metazoa, Chordata, Mammalia, Artiodactyla, Cervidae. The transcript is spliced from 6 exons. The coding region runs from base 187 to 1176 and encodes 329 amino acids. Gene Ontology annotation, biological process: regulation of bone resorption; regulation of actin cytoskeleton organization; regulation of osteoclast development.